Molecule: messenger RNA, 957 nt
Organism: Hansenula anomala
Lineage: Eukaryota; Fungi; Ascomycota; Saccharomycetes; Phaffomycetales; Wickerhamomycetaceae
Gene: BET2
Product: Rab geranylgeranyltransferase BET2
Exons: 1
Coding region: 1-957 (318 amino acids)
Biological process (GO): protein geranylgeranylation
Cellular component (GO): Rab-protein geranylgeranyltransferase complex
Molecular function (GO): Rab geranylgeranyltransferase activity
Source: RefSeq, a predicted model, not a curated record
AUGGCAUUGUACAAGGAAAAACACAUAGAAUACAUCGUAUCAUUGGACACCCAUGUUAAGGACUACCAAUACUGGCUUUCAGAGCAUUUGCGUCUGAAUGGGACGUACUGGGGGCUCACGGCGUUGUCUCUAUUGGACUCCAAGGAUUCAUUUAAAAAGCAAGACGUUAUUGACUUUGUGCUGAGCUGUUAUAACGAAGAUGGUGGGUUUGGUGCUUUCAAGAACCAUGAUAGUCAUUUACUGUCCACAUUAUCUGCCUUACAAAUAUUGUUGAUCUAUGAUUCAUUGGAUGUUUUAACCGAUCAAGGUAUCGAAAAGACAGUCAAGUUUAUAACAGAUUUACAAUUGCCAAAUGGUGCUUUCCAAGGUGACAGAUUUGGUGAAGUGGAUACCAGAUUUGUAUAUACAGCUAUACAAUCGCUAGCUAUUUUGGGUAGAUUGUCCUCAAAAGUUGUUGAUAAAGCUGUGGAAUUCAUUUUAAGCUGUGCGAAUUUUGAUGGUGGAUUUGGAUUAGCACCAGGUGCUGAAAGUCAUUCAGCUCAAGUGUUUACAUGUCUCGGUACAUUAGCAAUUGCAGACAAAUUGGAUCUUGUGGAUGUUGAGCUAACAGGUUGGUGGUUAAGUGAAAGACAAGUUGAAAACGGUGGUUUGAAUGGAAGACCAAGUAAAUUACCAGAUGUAUGUUAUAGUUGGUGGGUUUUAUCAUCAUUGGCAUUGAUAAAUAAGUUGGGUUAUAUCGAUUUUGCUAAAUUAAGAGAAUUCAUAUUAAGUUGUCAAGAUGAAGUGACUGGUGGUAUUAGUGAUAGACCUGGCAAUCAAGUUGAUGUAUUCCAUACAAUAUUUGGGUUGGCAGGUUUGAGUUUAAUGGGGUAUGAAAAUUUGGUACCAGUUGACCCAAUGUAUUGUCUACCAGUUGAAGUUGGUAAAAAAAUAAAGAAAUGGCCCUACAAAGAGUGA